Molecule: messenger RNA, 522 nt
Organism: Aspergillus mulundensis
Lineage: Eukaryota; Fungi; Ascomycota; Eurotiomycetes; Eurotiales; Aspergillaceae
Product: DUF4149 domain-containing protein
Exons: 4
Coding region: 1-522 (173 amino acids)
Source: RefSeq, a predicted model, not a curated record
AUGCUUGACCCCCGCCCUUUUCACAUUCUGAGCUACGGCACUCUGCUGGGUGUCCAGGUCUACCAGAGCUUCGUCUCCGGCAUCAUUGCUUUUCGCGCCCUCCCACGCCCCCAGUUCGCCGCCCUCCAAGCCAAAAUCUUCCCUACCUACUUCGCCCUACAGACCGCGCUCCCGGUCGUUGUCGCAUUGACUGCCUCCCGCGCCGACCAGCCCCUCGGUGUCUCAGGACUCCUAGCGCCAGAGAACAAGUACAGCGUCCUCCUUCCGCUUGCGACGGCAUUCGUUACGGGCCUGGUCAACUUUGGCGUCUUGCGCAAGCUUACUGUUGAUACGAUGCGGGAGCGGAAGCAUCAGGAAACUCGCGACGGCAAGAAGAGCUACGACCCGCCUCCUCAUUCCAAGGAGAUGAUCGCCCUGAACAAGAAGUUCGGCCGUCUCCAUGGCUUGUCUAGCUUGGUUAACCUGGUGACCCUUGGCGCCACUAUCUUCUAUGGUGUUGUGCUGAGCAAGAAGCUUGCGUAG